Molecule: messenger RNA, 3930 nt
Organism: Equus quagga
Lineage: Eukaryota; Metazoa; Chordata; Mammalia; Perissodactyla; Equidae
Gene: CD160
Product: CD160 molecule
Exons: 4
Coding region: 1101-1655 (184 amino acids)
Biological process (GO): regulation of adaptive immune response
Cellular component (GO): plasma membrane
Molecular function (GO): transmembrane signaling receptor activity
Source: RefSeq, a predicted model, not a curated record
GAAGAUUGGCAUGGAUGUUAGCUCAGGGCCAGGCUUUCUUAGCAAAAAGAGGAGGACUGGCAAUAGUUAGCUCAGGGCUAAUCUUCCUCAAAAAAAAAAAAUUUAUUCAACCAUUUCCGUGUUGGUAAAAAUUUAGGUGUUUUCUUUGUCUUGGUUUUUGUUCAGAGUUUUUUGAUAUGGUGAUAAUUUUUAUUAGCUAGAAUUAUAAGAUAUAAAUAUAAAAAGUAAAACAAUAAAAAUUUUGGAAGAAAAUUAUAACCUCAGCCUGAGAGAAACUUUCUUAAACAAUACAGGAAAUAUAGAUGACUUAAAAGAAAAGACAGAUGUAUUGAACUUAACUGAACACAAAGGUAAACUUUCCUUAUGGAAAAAGACAAAGAGACAACCAAAUGGGAGGAAAUGUUUGUUUAAAAAAAAAGCUGGGUUAAUAUCUCUAAUAUAGAGAAAGCUUCUAAAAGUUGAUUUAAAAAAAUAUGCAGAGAAUAUGAACAGGCAAUUCAUAGAAGAGAAAAUACUAAUGACCACCACAUAUAUGAAGAGGUCCUCACCCUCACUAGUCAUGGAAACGCAAAAUAAAACAACAGUGAGAUCUAAUUUUUCACCCAUCAGAUUGGCAAAAAUGUAAAAGACAGAUAAUGCCUAGUGCUGGCAAGUGCAUGAGAAAAUGUACAUUAUCAAGCAUUCUUGUUGAACAUCUGAAUCUCAACCACCUUUUCGGAGAGCAAUAUGAUAAUAAUAGUACAAAAAAAAUAAUAACAGUAGAAAAAAAUUUUAACAUUGACAUUCUUUGAUCCAGCAACCCAACGUAAUUUAGAAAAAAAAAUAAUCUGAAAAUAUAGGCUUUCGUGUCGCCCUAUGUUUCUUCUCUUUUUGCCCCUCUCAUCUCUACAUCUCACUUGAUUUACUAUCUUACCUCCCAGCCAGCUGGACUCUCACGCCCGAGCCCUUUUCCACCUCCAUCAGACUCUAGUGCCUGGAACAAGUAAAUGGUCUUGGGGCCCUGGAAGGCCUGACUAGGCAUCCCCCUGUGCUUUCAGGAAAGUGAGGCCAAGGACAUCAGCAGAGCCAACAUUUGCUUCGAGUUCCUGGAGCCGCUGACAAUGUGCAGGACACUGAUGGCACCUGGCGGAGGCUGCUUUGCCCUGGCCAUUCUGCUGGCAAUUGUGAACAUCCAGCUUGGUGGAUGCAUGCACAUCCUCAGCUCAGUUUCCCAGGAAGAAAAGCGACUAAGCUUAAUCUGUACUGUGUGGUCUAAGAAAGAAGAGGCUGAGGGGGUUAUAGUGUUUUUGUGCAAGGACAGGGGUUCAGACUGUUCCCCUGAGACCAGCCUGGAGCAACUGAGACUUAAACGGUAUUCUGGGACAGAUGGUGUCAGUGAAAUAUCAUCUCAGUUGGUGUUUACCAUAAACCAAACCACGCCGACAGACAGUGGGACCUACCAGUGUUGUGCCAGAAGCCAGAAGUCAGAUAUCCACCUUCAGGGGCAUUUUCUCUCCGUUUCAGUCACAGAGACAGGGAACUACACAGUGACAGGACUGAAACAAGGAGGACACCGUGAGUUCAGCCAUAGUAAAGGCGCGUUCAAUUCAGGCCUCCUGCAAGAAAAGGUCUGGGUGAUGCUGGUCACCAGCCUGGUGGCCCUUCAAGCUCUUUAAGCCUUGUGGCAGAAGAAACUUUUUUUAAAAAGUUACAGCAAGAUAAAUCUGAUUCUCUUUAGUUUGGUAUCUUUCAUAUUACAAUACAUACAGAGAAGAAAAAAACAGGGCACAGGGGAAGAGAUGCUAAAUAUGCCAAGAAUCUGGAGAAUCUAAGGUGGGGCAAAUGAGUGUAUUCCUUGACCUCCCCUCCUCACUGCCAGAGCAAACCUGCCUUUCUUCCCACCUGUCACCAGCAAAUAAAAAGAAGACCUUUCACAAAAGUGGCUGGUGUACAGUUCUCACUCAAAUAUUGGAUAAGUAGGUGUGUUUUUGUAUCCCAGAAGAACUUGUCCUCCCUCCUUUCCAAAACAGUAAAAUAAACAAGCAAGUUAAACAAAAUAAGGACAGAAUUUUUUGGAAGAAAUUUUUAUUUAACAUUGUAAAGAGAAGAAAGAGGAAACAAGCAAAGAUAGGUAGGAGAGGAAAGGAAGAGAGUCAGACCCAGUGACUGACCUAGCAUGAAAAUAAGGAAACCAAGAGACGUUGGUGUUCAAGAGCAUCCACACAGCAGUGCUGGAGGAAGAGGAAGAUUUGUGCAGACCAGGUGCACCACAGAUCAUAACUGUCUAACUUCAACUAAGUACCUGUCAACCUCUUUGGUCAUUUCUCUUUCUUUUUAAAUAAAUGCCCAAAGCAGUAUCUGCAGCCUAGUCUUUUCUCCUAAAUCCAUAAAUCCUCUUUUUCUUUGAACAGAUGACCUCUUAUGAUAGUUAAGCAGAGAAGAGGGGACAGGAUAUUCCCAAUAGGAAGAACUGCAUAAAUAAAGAGGUAGGAACACAGACAAUUUAACUGGAGCUAAAUGGUAAGCCAUCAAAAAGAGACACCUUACCUGUGGAUCCUUGGCCAGGAUCUACCAAUUGUGGGAGCUAAGUCUGGUGGGAACAGAGAAAGAAAAAGCUGAAAGAGAUGGGUAAGACCUUUAUUAGUGAUGGUCUUGAACCUCAAACUCAAAGGAUUUUGGAUUUUGUGUCUUAUGGAGGUAAAGACACUAGACAUGGAGUUAAAAGACCUGCCUGGGUUCAAACUCUGACUCUGCCACGUGCCAGCUAUGCGUUGUUGGGUAAAUGAAGUUUUAAGAUGCUAUUUCUGUUUACGUAUCUGUAAACUGGGAUACCGCCUACCUUAUCCUCUGUUUCCAUAGGAUUGCUCUGAAGAUCAAAUAAGAGUCUGGAAUUUUUAAACCCAGAGCCAUUUGAAUCUUGACUCCAGAGUCUCCAAGGCUUUCUCCAUUAUAUUAUGUUAACUUUAAUCUUUCUCUAUUUUAUAUAUGUUAGUUUUGUGUUUCUAACUAAAUUUUAGCUCACAUGGGUGGAGAUGUCUUCUUGCUUUUUACUAUUCAAAGAAUCUUCUGAAACUACUCAACAUUAUAACCACUGGAAGUCUCACAAAGAAGCCACGUCCAAGUAUAGAAAAGGUUCCACCCAUUAUGCUAUACUAAUUAUAGUCCUCACGUAAAAAUCUGCAGAAGAGACACAUUUGCUGUCCAAGUUUAUCAAGACAUUCAAGAGCAUUAGACUGUUAGCUCUGACUUGAACCAAGCAGAAUAAACAAAGCAAAAAUAAGUCAAAGGUCCCACUUCUAAAGAAUUUAUUUAUUCUGCUUAUCUCAAGAACUGGUUAAACAUAAAUCUGAAAUACUUUCAUCUUGGCUUUCAAAACGUAUUGAUACCACUGAUUUCAAAUAACCCUACAAAUUUCCAUGAAUAGACAUUUUUGCAUGAAUAGACAGUUUUUGGACAUACAACUUAACCUCAAUCUAUAUGGUGAUUCAUAACCCAUGGAUUUUGAACCUCUAUGAGGCCAUGGAAUUAUUACAAGGAAUCUGUAUAAGCAUUAUCUCCAGUCUGAAUGAAUAUCUUACAAAUAUGUAUACACUGUAUUUCAACUGGAUGUAGAUUCUGGUGUGACAAAGUCAAAUUGAUUUAAAAGCAUUACUGAAAUCACAGCAGCUUUUUGAUGUAUCUUUUCAUCAAAAGAUACUAAAAGUACAAAUAUUAUCUUAUUGAGAGACAGUCAUAAUUUUUGGACCUUAAAAAUGGAAUAUCUUACCAGAAAAGAUAAAAAACCACAAGCCUACAUAUGCCAUGAUUCACAGAUAUAAAUGUACUAGCCAAGGAGCAGCCUGGUGGCGCAGCAGUUAAGUUUGCACGUUCCGCUUCGGCAGCCCGGGGUUCACCAGUUCAGAUCCUGGGUGCGGACCUACACACCACUUGAUGGGCCAGGCUGUGGCAGGU